This is a messenger RNA of Peniophora sp. CBMAI 1063, 3126 nucleotides long. The record is from the annotation of a GenBank genome assembly. NCBI's taxonomy places the organism in Eukaryota, Fungi, Basidiomycota, Agaricomycetes, Russulales, Peniophoraceae.
AUGGCUUUCUUCACGGGCGCUGGCCAGGACUUUUAUGCUCAGCGGUUGAAACGGUCCGCGUCUAUAGACAAAGAUAAGGGCUACCAACGUACACGGACGCGUUCCACGUCCUCCUCCCUCGCCUCGCAGGCGACAGGCACACCACCCGUACCGUCCGCGCGGACUACUCCCUCCUCCCAUUCGCGCAAUCCUUCAGGCCCGUCUUCCCCACGAAGGCAGCCAUCACCCGUAGCCGAGCAUCCCCGGUCGGGCAGCCUGUCUUCGCCUUCCGCGUCAGAACCGCAUUCAAGUCGGCCGAGCACCAGCGCUGGGAUCACCUCGCGCCCAUCAGGGGCAGACGCCGCUCCAUCCCCCGCACACGCGCCAACGGGCAGCAGUUCGCGACGCAUACAUCACGCGCCGUCCGCUUCGGACAUUCGGGACGUUGGGCGCCAGAAACAGCACAAAAUACAUGAGCUGGGCCUGCCCAAGCUUUCCACCUCCCUGGACGCCCCUUCGUCCCUGAGUUCCGCAGCUCGCCCGCAUACCUCAUCUUCGUUGUCCGACUCGGGCGGCCAACCUCAAUCUCCUCCCGACUACACCUCUUCGUCUUCAGCGGGGCGCUCGCGCUUAUUCGCACGCGACUCCCGUAUGCACCCGCCAAUAUCGCCCUCACGAUACGGCGGCAACCUGUCUGACGGCAACACGAGUUCCGACCGCGGUUCGAGCCCACUGCCAUCCCACCGUCUCGACGUCAAGCGUCUACUCUCAAAACCUGCCGCUCCUUCGCGCGCCUCUGUGUAUUCCAUCACAUCAGACUCAGAUGCAGCGGCGAAUCCCGGCAGUUGGAGGUCAAAUCCGUAUGCGCUGUCACCCUCUCAGCCCAUUUCCACUGCGCCGUGGCUUGGCUUUAACAAGGAGGCCCGCCUUGCGGCUAUCGCUGAUCGGGAUCGCCUACACGCUCCCUCGCGCGCAUCUUCCGCCGAUGGGAACUUGGCGCGUCCGUCGACAAGUCCGUUGAUGACUCCGGUCAGCUCCACACCGCCGUCCCCACAACCACCGCCGCGUGAGUUACGCGAAGCGACACGAGAGAAAGAUGAGAGGAAGGAGAAGCCGAAGGAGGAACGCGCACCGCGAGUACUACGUAAGAAGGCGCCAGGCUCGCAGUCUGCACGAGCGUCUCUCGCACCCAGCCCCAUUGCGACGAAAGGGACUUCGCCUUCUUCGUCCAGCACCACGACGCGCCGCCCAGGCGAUUCACGCCCUACAACUCUCCUGUCGCCUCGUUCUCUACGAGGCAGUGACGCGUCUGAGCCGAAAAGGAUGCUUACGCCGGCUGCUGCUUUGGCCCAGGCGUACAAGCAACAAGAAACACGGCGCGAAGGGCUUGCCAAGGCUGCCGUAGGAGAGGCAUCUCCUCCACCCUCGCCUCGAUCAUCUGGUCAUGCCCGGCGAGGGGCCUCCGAAUCAUCUGCUGCAAGAAGGACAUCGUCGCCCGAACCGUACUAUACUGUAUUCGGGAGCGGUAUCGGGAGUCCUUUCUCCGAGGCUUCAUUCCGCCCUGGGUCUGCAGUGUCAACCGUCACCGCAUCUGCUCCACCAGACGGCACUCGCCGCUCACUCGUGCGCAAGGUCUCGGGACGCUUCACGAGGCACAAAAGCUCGCCGUCUCUUGCGGCAGCAGCGGCGAGCGAGCUACCUGCCAUCAAGAGCGUGAAGAGUCGCUCAAGCGAGAGUCCGUCUCACGAUCGCUCAAGGCAGAGCUUACAAGAACGUCGCUCGACGAGCUUGCCGAAGGAACGCCGCAAGAGUCUACACCUUUCGCUUGACGAUAGCUUCGUGCAUGUUGACGACGUUGAACCCAGACUCGUCGAUGGUACACAUCGCAAGCGGUCGGAUGGGAGCAUAUCGCCGGGCACUCCUGGUACCAAGCUAUGGAAGCUCGUCAAGCGUCUGAGCAGUAACCAGUUGAAGGAUCGCUACCAGUUCGCUGGGCCAUCUGCGCUUCCAUCUCCACCACCUCCGGUACCGGCGAUCCCGAAAGACCUGCUGCAGACACCCACACGGCCAGGUUCAUCUUCGGCAACGGUUACGCCCGAAUCUGCGCGCCCAUCUCCUCGUGUAUCGACUUCGGCCGUCAAUACGCCGGAGUCUUCUGCGCGCGGAAGGAGACCAUCGGCUGGGGUACAGAGAGCUAGCCCGGCUUCUGCUACAGCGACGAGUAAGCGCAGUGCGACGACGAGAUCAAGUAGUCCGCAUAGCGGCUCAUCCAGCAAGCUCUUCCGACCUCCAUCCCCUCGAUCCUCUGCUUCAUCAGUCGGUGAUGCCGACGUACCGCCGUUGCCCAAGGGCUCAACGCCAUAUGGGCAACGCAUCCUCUCGCCGAGUGCACUGCGACUCAUAGGGCAAGACGAAGAACCACUGGAUCUAUCACUCACGGGCGAGUCGGAGCCGUUCGAGCCGGCAGGCCUGUCGCCACCGCCUCGUCGCACACGCCUGAUGACGGACAGUCCCGAGAUGCCCACGUUCUCCAUUGCCGCAAGUGUGAACAACUUCUCUGCCCGCAAAACACCUACUUCAGCGCGUACCUCGCCUGCGGAUGCUGAGAGUCCCUCGCUGGAAAGAUCGCGCACGCUCUCGCCGGAGACCGCGUUGUCGCCACCGCCUCGCCCUGCACGUAGUCCGCACAGACCGAAUGGCGUCUCGCCUGUGGCCGAUAACCCGCCUCAACUGCCACCCGUGCAGUCGCUGUCGUUAUCUGCCAUGCCUUCACCAGAAACCGGCUUCUCCGUUCUACCAAGUGUCCCUCUACCCCUAGAACUUGGCGAGAUAUCCCGGGCGCGUCCCCUCUCAGAGAGCGGGUACAGCACGCGCACAACAUCCACCGCUCGACCCGAAGGCUUCUCCACUCGCGCAAGGUCUCCCUCGAACGGCGCCGCCUCCGGCCUGAAGUUCCGCGAGAUGAACAAGCCGGGACCGCGCCAGGCUAUGAGCGAGCAGGAGAAGGAUGCCCUUUGGGACGAUCUACUCGAGAGAUCGGCGAAGGCGGGCGGGACUUUACAUUACGGUGCGGAGGGGGAGGCGCUGUUGAGUGACCGGCUCUCGACGCUAAGCGCUGGUUCGGCUGCUCCUUCGACUUACCUCUGA